UGAUGUUGCGCGACGGGAAAUGCUUUGAAUACUCGCGACAUGGCUGCGCGCAUUGAUCGCCAAGAUUGACAGCAGCUCCGGCGCGACUCUUCUUCUUCUUGUCCUGUGCGUGCGCGCGAGGGGAGGGAGAUAAAGAGCAGAUAGUAGACGGAACAACAAAAGGCACUUGUAGUUUUGGACAACUGAACUUCACAGACAGAGCGAGAGAGGGAGAGAGAGGGAGAGAGGACGGAACCCGCUCCUGUUCCCCCGCGCUCACUCAAGUUUUCGCUCAACAGAAAGCUCCGCUUUUUAUUUUUAUUUCCUUUGAAAUCUUAAAGUUUAAAGUCGAGUGUUUAGAGUUUUGAGCGCACGAGGAAGGACGCGCAGCUGUCUUCUCCACGGCCCACAGCUUCCAGGUUAUUUACAUGAGUUCAAAAUCAGCCAGCCAGUGAUCACUGGAAGCUGGGGACCGAGUCUUGCAGUUUUUAACCCCACACGCUGACAUGGAGGGCUUUCUUCGUAGCAGCUUUUUACUGAGCAGAGUCAUGUCUUCGAAGCAAGCUACAUCUCCUUUUGCCUCUGUGGUUGAUGGCGACGAUGCCAUGGGUCAGGAGCACUUGUCUUGGGAAAAGGACGAGAGCGCAGAAGCUCACGGCACACCACAGCUGCCCCUGCACAGUUUGCUCCACGGAAAAGCCCCCGAUGAAAUGCAGCCGCUCAGCAGCGUCCCAGCAGAGAGCGACUGGGAGAGCCUGGUGUCAGCACAGCAGUGCAUGGAGUCUGACAGCAAUAAAGUAUGCUCCCUGUACUCCUUCCGGAACAAUUCAACUUCUCCACACAAGCCUGAGGAGGGGGCUCGGGAGAGGAGCGACCUGCUGAGCGGAUCAGUGUUUGGAACUCCCGAACGUCGCAAAGGAAGCCUGGCAGAUGUGGUGGACUCGCUGAAGCAGAAGAAGCUCGAGGAGAUGACAAAGACAGAGCAAGAUGAAUCUUCGUGUAUGGAGAAGUUACUUUCUAAAGACUGGAAAGAGAAGAUGGAGAGGCUCAACACCAGCGAGCUGCUGGCAGAAGUCAAAGGUACUCCAGAGGGCCUGGCAGAAAAGGAGCACCAGCUCUCCACGAUGAUCUCGCAGCUGAUCAGCCUGCGAGAGCAGCUUCUGGCUGCUCAUGACGAGCAGAAGAAACUCGCCGCUUCGCAGAUGGAGAAGCAGAGGCAGCAAAUGGAGCUGGCCCGACAACAGCAGGAGCAGAUUGCUAGACAACAACAGCAGCUUCUGCAGCAACAGCACAAAAUCAACCUCCUCCAGCAGCAGAUCCAGCAGGUCCAGGGUCACAUGCCUCCGCUCAUGAUCCCCAUUUUUCCACACGACCAGCGCACUCUAGCAGCAGCAGCAGCCGCGCAGCAAGGCUUUCUUUUCCCCCCAGGGAUGUCUUACAAGCCAGGUGAUAACUACCCGGUGCAGUUCAUUCCAUCCACAAUGGCAGCUGCAGCAGCGUCAGGACUCAGCCCCCUCCAGCUUCAGCAACUCUAUGCCGCUCAGCUUGCCAGCAUGCAGGUGUCUCCGGGAGCCAAGAUGCCUCCACUACCCCAGCCCCUCAAUGCAAGUGGACCCAUUUCUCCCUCUUCUCUGAAGAAUGACAAGAUUUCCUCGAGCCCCAUCACCCAAGUCAAGGAGGAGGGUACACAGCCUCUCAACCUGUCGGCUCGGCCAAAAAUGACAGAAAUAGUCAAAUCUCCUACAUCCCCAACACCAAACCUGUUUCCUGGCAGUAAAAGCAGCCCUAACAGUCUGAUCGGCAAAGGUGGGAUCCCAAGCCCACUUGGCCUCGGUCGGGGCUCGUCUCUCGAUAUUUUGUCCAGCCUAAACUCCACUGCGUUGUUCGGGGACCAGGACACGGUGCUGAAGGCCAUCCAGGAGGCUCGGAAAAUGAGGGAGCAGAUCCAGAGGGAGCAGCUGCAACAUCACCAGCAGGGCAUGGAUGCAAAGCUGUCCGCCCUGAGUUCAGUGGGCCUCAACAACUGCCGAGCUGACAAGGAGAGGAUGCAUUUUGACAACAUUGGACACCAGCUCGGCAAACUGGGAGAGGAAGGAAAGCUCGGCCACAGAGUUAUUGACCUCACCAGGCCCGAGGAUCUAGAUGGAGGUGCUGGAUCCAACGAGGCGCGAGUCUUCAGGGAGACCCGGGGUCGGAACAACAACGAGCCCCACAUUAAAAGACCGAUGAACGCGUUCAUGGUGUGGGCCAAAGACGAGCGGCGCAAGAUCCUCCAGGCCUUCCCUGACAUGCACAACUCCAACAUUAGCAAGAUUUUGGGUUCUAGGUGGAAAUCAAUGUCUAACCAGGACAAGCAGCCGUACUACGAAGAGCAGGCUCGUCUGAGUAAGCUCCAUUUAGAGAAAUACCCAAACUACAAGUACAAGCCGCGACCCAAGAGGACCUGCAUUAUCGACGGCAAAAAGCUCCGUAUUGGAGAGUACAAGCAGAUGAUGCGCUCACGGCGACAAGAAAUGAGGCAGUUCUUCACUGUGGGCCAGCCACCACAGAUUCCCAUCACCACCAGCGCCAGCAUGGUCUAUCCUGGGGCCAUCACCAUGGCGACCACCACACCCUCACCUCAGAUGACGUCAGAGUGCUCGAGCGCGUCAGUGAGUCCCGAGCCGACCAUUCCCGUCAUUCAGAGCACCUACAACAUGAAGCUGGAGCCCAGUAAUCUGGUGAACAACAACGAGCCGGUCAACGGGGAGGAUGACAUGGACAUGUACGAAGACUUCGAGGAUGAGCCCAAAUCAGACUAUAGCAGUGAAAAUGACACACAAGAGCCGGUCAGCACCAACUGAGACCUUUAAACGAAGCAGACAACACACACACAGGAGGACGCCCAGAGGGACGUUCUGCUCUAAAGGAGGCACCAGGAAAAACAAAAGAAACUUUACGGCAAAGGUUUAAAAUGUUCACAAGAAAACGUGAACAUUUCACAUUUUGUAACGUGCAGGAGUCGGCGUGCAGCUCCGGCUUCAUCAGUCCAAAACUAUUUGGUCUUAAAAAUGUCUUUGAGUUUGUGAAGCAUUUUUGUUGUGAUAAUUUAUAAUCGUUUUUUUUACACGUUGCUUAUUUUUCCUUUGAGAUCAUGGACAUUUACACAACCAGUUCAUUGCCUAAAGCAAAACGCAGAACUUGAAGCUAAACAUGAGUUAAACAGUUUUAAUUUAGUUUUGUGCUUUUGCUUCAUGACCUGACUCCGAGACGGAGAUGGCAACAGAGCGUUCUCACUCAGGUAACGUGCGCCGGCCAACAGCUCGUGAAUGUUUUUAAUCAUGACGGGAAAAAGAUCGUUACAAAAUAUUUCAAAAUUAAUUCA
Messenger RNA from Nematolebias whitei (Rio pearlfish), 3343 nucleotides. RefSeq names its product SRY-box transcription factor 6 (gene sox6). Gene Ontology annotation, cellular component: nucleus. Gene Ontology annotation, biological process: positive regulation of chondrocyte differentiation; cell fate commitment; regulation of transcription by RNA polymerase II. Gene Ontology annotation, molecular function: DNA-binding transcription factor activity, RNA polymerase II-specific; RNA polymerase II cis-regulatory region sequence-specific DNA binding. The coding region runs from base 486 to 2822 and encodes 778 amino acids. NCBI's taxonomy places the organism in Eukaryota, Metazoa, Chordata, Actinopteri, Cyprinodontiformes, Rivulidae. The transcript has 17 exons. The record is from RefSeq and is a predicted model, not a curated record.